AUGGAAAUGCCAAUUCCUAUGGCAUGGCUAGGGGGCUGCACAGGGAGUUGGCGUUGUGUGGGUUCCAGUGGCAUCUAUUUCUUGUUCAUUCAGUGGCCUCUUUGUUUGGUCAGGUGGGCCUUUCUGGAACUGGCUACCAGUGAGAAGUACAAUGACAGUCUGCAGGCCUACGCUGCGGGACUGGCUGAAGCGGCUGUAUCCGAGCAGCUCAUCUACAUGCACUGGAUGAACACUAUGGUGGGCUAUUGUGGCCCCUUCAAAUACCAGACUGACUACUGCGAGAAGCUGAAGAGCUACAUAGAGACCAAUCUGGCCUGGAUGGAGACGCAGAUAGAGAAAGGAGAUGCUCCUGAGUACUGGUACCAGGUGCGCCUGGCUCUGCUGCAGCUGAAGGGCCUUGAGGACAGUUAUAACGGACGAGUGGCUUUCCCCACUGGACGAUUCUCAGUGGCCCCCUUUGGGUUCCUCUUGUUCCAGCUGGGUGGUGACCUGGAGGAUCUGGAGUCUGCCUUGAACAAAAGUGGAAGAGAGCGCUCCCUGGGCUCAGGGUCUUGUUCCGCUCUCCUCAAGCUGCUGCCGGGGAACCAGGAGCUCUUGGUCUCCCACGACACCUGGAACACUUACCAGUCCAUGCUGCGCAUCAUCAAGAAGUACACGCUGCCCUUCCGGACCUCAGCCCAGAGUGAUGCUGUCAUCUCUGGGCACGUCCAGACAUUCUCAUCCUACCCCGGCACCAUCUUCUCGGGAGAUGACUUCUACAUCUUGAGCAGUGGUUUUGUGACUUUGGAAACCACCAUUGGGAACAGCAAUGCUGCCUUAUGGAAAUACAUCCAUCCAGAAGAAAGUGUCCUAGAAUGGUUAAGAAAUAUAGUGGCAAACCGGCUAGCCAGGAGUGGGGCCGAGUGGGCUGCCAUUUUCCAGCAGUUCAACAGUGGCACGUAAGUUGAGUUGCAGUCAUUCUGUCAUGUCCUCUCCCUCCCUGGCAGCCGGGUGCUCACGGUGCUGGAGCAGAUCCCGGGGCUGGUGGUCGUGGCUGACAAAACAGAAGAGUUGUACCAGAAGGGAUACUGGGCCAGUUACAAUGUGCCAUACUUUGAGGAGAUCUUCAAUGUCAGUGGCCAGCUGGAGCUGGUGAAGAAAUACGGAGACUGGUUCACUUAUGACAAGAACCCCCGGGCCCUGAUCUUCAGGCGCAAUCAGACACUCGUCCGGGACAUGGACUCCAUGAUCCAGCUCAUGAGGUCCAGCAACUUCCUGAAGGACCCACUGUCCCGGUGCCAGGGCUGCGACCCGCCCCAGAACGCGGAGAACGCCAUUGCCGCCAGGUCGGACCUGAACCCCGCCAACGGGACCUACCCGUUUGCUGCACUGCGCCAGCGAUCACAUGGGGGCACCGACAUGAAGAUCACAUCCUACGCGAUGGCCAAGGGCUACAGCCUGAUUGCUGCCAGUGGGCCUACCUGGGAUGAAGUCCCCCCUCCCCAGUGGAGCACCUCUCCCUACAGCAACCUAGUGCACAUGGGGCACCCUGACCUCUGGAAGUUUCCUCCCAUCAAGAUCUUGUGGGACUGAAAUAGAGACUGGAUCCCCUAGGGUGUGAGGCCAAGUUGGCUGGCAGACAGGUGCUGAUGGUGUCUCCUUGUCUGCUUCAGGAGGGUGGGUGGGACUGC
This is a messenger RNA of Pelodiscus sinensis (Chinese soft-shelled turtle), 1670 nucleotides long. The record is from RefSeq and is a predicted model, not a curated record. Lineage: Eukaryota; Metazoa; Chordata; Testudines; Trionychidae.